UGUAGAGCUGCAGCUGCAGGAUGGGUGUAACGAGUGAUUCACUGCACACACACAUGCUAUUCAGAUCACACUCACACUAGUUUCAGCUCUCAGGAAGUAAAACUCAGACACUCGCUGUCACUGAGAGGUGAAAUGGCGCAGAAAGGAGUUCAGUUGGACCGAGAAACCUUCUCUUGUUCGAUCUGUCUGGAUCUACUAAAGGAUCCGGUGACUACUUCCUGUGGACACAACUACUGCAUGGACUGUAUUAAAACCCACUGGGAUGGAGAGGAUGAGAAGGAAGUCUACAGCUGCCCUCAGUGUAGAAAUAGCUUCACACCGAGGCCUGUCCUGCUGAAGAACACCAUGUUAGCAGCUUUAGUGGAGAAGCUGAAGAAGACUGGACUCCAAGCUGCUCCUGCUGAUCACUGCUAUGCUGGAGCUGAAGAUGUGGCCUGUGAUGUCUGCACUGGGAGAAAACUGAGAGCCUGUAAGUCCUGUCUGCAGUGUCUGGCCUCUUAUUGUGACAAACACCUCCAGCCUCACUUUGACGCAGCUACGUUUAAAAAACACAAGCUGGUGGAGCCCUCCAAGAAGCUCCAGGAGAACAUCUGCUCUCGUCACGGCGAGGUGAUGAAGCUGUUCUGCCGCACUGAUCAGCAGAGUAUCUGUUAUCUCUGCUCUGUGGACGAACACAAAGGCCACGACACAGUGUCAGCUGCAGCAGAGAGGACUGAGAGGCAGAGAGAGCUGGAGGGGAGUCGACUAAACAUCCAGCAGAGAAUCCAGGACGGAGAGAAGGAGGUGAAGCUGCUUCAGCAGGAGGUGAAGGCCGUCAAUGGCUCUGCUGAUAAAGCAGUGGAGGACAGUGAGAAGAUGUUCACUGAGCUGAUCCGUCUCAUGGAGAAGAGAAGCUCUGAUGUGAAGCAGCAGGUCAGAUCCCAGCAGAAGAGAGUAGUGAGUCGAGUCAAAGAGCUUCAGAAGAAGCUGGAGCAGGAGAUGGCUGAGCUGAAGCUGCUGUCUCACACAGAGGAUCACAACCAGUUUCUGCACAGCUACCCCUCACUGCCAGCCCUCAGUGAAGCUACACACUCCUCCAGCAUCAACAUCCGUCCUCUGAGCUACUUUGAGGACUUGACGGCGGCCCUGUCAGCAGUCAGAGACAAACUACAGGACGUCCUGAGAGAGGAAUGGACAAACGUCUCAUCGACUGAAGUGGAUGUUUUACUGCCAGCAGCAGAACCCACCACCAGAGCUGGGUUCUUAACAUAUUCACAGGAGAUCACUCUGGAUCCAAACACAGCAUAUGCAUUUCUGUUAAUAUCUGAGGGGAGCAGAAAAGCAAGACUCAUGAAACAACAACAGUCUUAUUCUAGUCACCCAGACAGAUUCACUGAAUGGCCUCAGGUCCUGAGUAGAGGGAGUCUGACUGGACGUUGUUACUGGGAGGUGGAGCGGAGAGGGGGAAGAGUUUGUGUAGCAGUCUCAUACAAGAAUAUCCGCAGAGAAGGGGAUGGGUGUAGAUUUGGAUUCAAUGACAAAUCCUGGGCGUUAGAUUGUAAACAAAACAGAUAUUCAUUUUGUUACAACAAUAUCGAAACUACCGUCUCAGGUCCUCAGUCCUCCAGAGUAGGAGUGUACUUGGAUCACAGAGCAGGUAUUCUGUCCUUCUACAGCGUCUCUCAAACCAUGACUCUCCUCCAAAGAGUCCAGACCACAUUCACUCAGCCGCUACAUGCUGGAGUUUGGGUUUGUGAUGAUGGAGACGCAGCUGAGUUGUGUAAACUGAAAUAGCCUGAAGACAUUUGAGGAACUCUUCUCUACUUCGUGUCCAUCAUUGUUGCUGAGAGCUGAUUGUUCAUGUCUUCACUGCACA
Molecule: messenger RNA, 1855 nt
Organism: Gymnodraco acuticeps
Lineage: Eukaryota; Metazoa; Chordata; Actinopteri; Perciformes; Bathydraconidae
Product: E3 ubiquitin/ISG15 ligase TRIM25-like
Exons: 1
Coding region: 133-1773 (546 amino acids)
Molecular function (GO): protein binding; zinc ion binding
Source: RefSeq, a predicted model, not a curated record